Messenger RNA from Caenorhabditis remanei, 981 nucleotides. RefSeq lists its product as uncharacterized. NCBI's taxonomy places the organism in Eukaryota, Metazoa, Nematoda, Chromadorea, Rhabditida, Rhabditidae. The record is from RefSeq and is a predicted model, not a curated record. The transcript is spliced from 3 exons. The coding region runs from base 1 to 981 and encodes 326 amino acids.
AUGCUCCGUUGGCUCGUACUCCUUAUCCAAAUCAUCUUCACCCUUAUGAAUCUAUUCUUCACUUCUUUCGACUCUAUCCUUCUUUAUUGCGUUAUCAAGCAACGCGUCUCCCUAUCUCGAAGCACCGGUCCCUUCGUCUAUAUAAUUUUUCUGACCGGUUUCGGUAUUGUAGAAAAAUUGAAUGCUUUUCUAAUGGUUGAUGGUUGGCCGGUGUCCGAGUGGUUUGACACGGAACAUGGAUAUGAAAGAUACCGUAACUUCUUCGGCUCCUAUAUCACCCUAAUCUUCCUUAUCUGCUAUCUAACCCCACUAUUUCUCGACUGCAUCAUGACAAUUCAUCGUAUCUGUAUCUUCAUCUCCCCUCUCAAAUCCACUAAAUGGUUCAGUGACUUCAAAGUGGUCUGCUACUGUAUCACGACUUGUCUCCUAGUUCUCAUCUGGCUUUUAGUCCAACAAAUCUCAAAUUGCACUUUGAAUUUCAAUGCGUUAACAAGUUUCCUUGAAUCAGCAUGUGCCCCCGAUCGCCAUCCUGUCACAUGGUUUCAGAACAAGUACUUGAUAUAUGUUCCGAUAUUGUCAAUGGUGAUCAAUGCAUUUAUGCUCUUUGCACAACGAAUUUCAAGGAAAUUCUGGAAAAGCUUUGUGUCAUCUCAAAGCCAAUUGAAGCGGGAAAAUGCUCUUAUCCGGCAAGCCUUAUUCAUCGGUGUCUACCUAUCAGUCUAUGAGAUUUUGUAUCUUCACACAAGACUUUACCCGGAAUCCUUCCGCUCAAUGCCAUUCGAGCUCCAAACUCUCACCUAUGACCUCCGCCUUCUGGCAGUUGGCUCAUUGAACUUUUUCGUCUAUUUCGUCCUCACACAGUCUUCACGGACAUUGGUACUUACUUUCUUGGGGUACAUGAAGAAGGUGGCGAAGCAAAGGACUGGAAGUGUCAGUCAGACAACUGCCAACUUUCAAGUGCAAUCAGCGAAAAUUAUUUAA